Messenger RNA from Symbiodinium sp. CCMP2456, 2352 nucleotides. NCBI's taxonomy places the organism in Eukaryota, Dinophyceae, Suessiales, Symbiodiniaceae. The record is from the annotation of a GenBank genome assembly.
AUGUCCACCGAGGAUUCCACCAAAAAUCUCGCACGGGCAGGUACUGCGGCGAUUCUCCCACCGGAGCUUUUGAAGUUCGGUCGUUGCUUGCACCCAGGUGUCGGCAGACUCUUGGGAUAUACGGCGCAGGAGUAUGUGUGGCUGGACAGCCCGCCAUAUGACCGGGAACAGAUGUGGAGCAUGUUUGAGAUGUGGGAUCUGCAGGCACCGAGCCUUGUGAUUGAUCUGGUUGGAGGCUACUGCCAUCCUCGGCAUCUCCUCUUGCCGGCCGACAUCGAGACCAUGGAGCAAUUGCCCGGCGUCGAGAAGGUCGUGAAGGAUGCCAAGCGAGUCAUGCUGUUACAGGCUCAGGAGCUCGACAAGUCCGAAGCGGCGAUUGACAUGGCUGAGCUGCAGAGAACCAUCGGAACGAGCUUGUUCGAUCGGCUUGUCGAAGAUAUGGUCGCCCUGACGGAGGCAUGCGCAAAAACGAACAGCUGGCUCCUGUUUGAUCAGAGCAACGUUGGGCAGUUGUAUUACAUUCUGGAGGCCGCGCUUGCGAGGACCAAGUUCAGGCCCGUAAUUCUCAUGUUUGUGGACUCGGCGCUCAAAGAAGGUUGCAAGUUCCGGGACGGCGAGCACGAUUACCAGGAAGAAGCCUGGAGUAUGCUCGAAGAGAAUGUGGAUGUUGUGCACCAAGAAGAGACCUUGGAGAAGCUGACAAUCGUUGAUUUGCCCCCAGCCCUCUUCCCAGAGUCUACGAACCUUUGGCCGGUUCCGGCGGACAUGGCCGCCACAGAGGCGGCGAGACGGGACACUCUCUGGAGAUCCCACUAUGGGAGGUGGUUCUUCCGCGCAGCCACUCAUUACAUCUUCUGCAAAGGAUCCGGGAAGUUCGGGGAUUCGGCCGUUUGCUUUGACCUGGACUGGCUUGGGCCACAGGGGAGCGUGUACAGCUCUGGAGCCAUAGGGAGCGGAUGCACGAGCGAUAUGAUCUUUUCCUCUUUGGAUGCAGGGAGGCCAGCCAUUCUCUUUAAGCACACGGGUUUGGCCAGCGACCUCUGGAGCCACGUGCUCGACAUCAUAACCGAGCUGGCAAGCAAGAGGCCUCAAAAUGCCGGCCGGACGAGGGAGCACAAUUUCACUGCUGGAGAUGUGAUUCAGUGUUUGCACGAAAGACUGGGGAGUGAGACCCUUCAAAAUCUCAAGCAGAACCGCUGGGUAAAUACCCAGCUUUUUGCUUUGAUCACAACCCUUCUGCGGAAAGAUUGGCAUCGACUGUCCCAAUCCUUUGUUGUCGUGGACGCUUUCCAAGACAAGCCCGACAAGGUCUUGGACAAAAUCAGCGCUUGUUUUGCUAGCACAUGUGGUGGUGCUACAAGGCUUGGUGAAGAUGAUCUGCGUGCAAGGAGCCUGGCAGAGGCUAGCGACUUCCUGCGGCAACUGCGUUUCAAUGCAAAGCGCUUUGCAUCUCGUUCGAAUCUGAUGGCAGUUGGUGGUGUGAUUCUCUCCUUGCUGGCCACAAUGAUUGCUGCUUGGAGUGCCUGGCUAGACACGCAAAUGGGGCCUGAUCAUGAAUCGUUCCUGCAGUGGGUGGCUGAUAUGGCGUUGAUCCUGAUGCCUGCUCUCAGUGGCCUUGCCUUUACAUUGCUUUCGCGACUUCGGUACAUGUCAAAAUGGGGAUCCGUAUAUCUGGCAGCCGAAGAGGUUGAGUCAGAGAUCAUGAGAUUCCGAGUUCAGGUCGGAGACUAUGGCUCGAUGCAGCUACCAGAAGAGCAGGAGCACACCGUCUUGCUUGCGUCCAAGGUGUCUUCUAUUUACGGUAGCAUCGCGCCAGAAUUUCAUCACGACACGCUUCACGUACCUUCCACGGGCGGGGAUGGCAUUGACACCAUGUUUGGAAGCUGCACGCUCGAAGAAGAGUCCCCCGAAGCAGUAGCGGCACGCAGCCCGCUUCUCGAAGAAGACGAAGAACACCUCAGCUCUGCAGCAGUAUUUCCUUCAAGCGGGAAGACCACGAUAUCCGUCGAGGAGUAUUUCGAAGAAAGGGUCAAGACCAAGCUGCAGUACUGGCAGGCGCUGGCACCCCGAUUGUCUCAUCGAGUGGCUGCGUACGAAGUGCUCAUUGUCUUAUCCUCGGUUUUGGGCACAGUCCUGGGCGCAUUGGACCAGAAACUGUGGAUUCCCUUUAUGGUCGCCCUGGGUGCUGCCAUGAACACAUUGAUGCAUCACGAAGGGCUGCAAGCCCGACUCUCUGCGCUCAAUGCUUCCAUCCAGGACUUGCUGCACAUCCGCCACCGAUGGUCAGCCCUGGGUGUCGUUGAGCGACGGACCAACUUCCACAAGGAAUGGAUGGUGAACAUCGCCGAGGCA